CCCACACACCCACAAUGCCUCCAAUCGGCCCAGCCAUGCCUCCACAGCCCUCCAAACGCAGUCGCGACGACGAUGACACCCGCUCAUCGAGCCCAGACGCCAGCGACAAGCGCCGCAGAGUCGCUGGCCCAGCACUCCCGCCCGCCGCCGCGCCGCGCACCGCAGGCCCAACCCUCCCUCCAACCUCCACCUCCCGCUCGAGCUCGCCAGACAGUGACGCCGGUCCCGCACCCCCACCACCAUCGCGACCCGCCCGCGUCAUGGGCCCAGCCGCACCGCCCGCGCCCCUCAGCGAACGCCCACCCAACCCGCCCCCAGACUCGGACAGCAGCGACUCCGACUUCGGCCCUGCGCCGCCCCCAGCAGGCGCCUCCUAUUCCUCCACCCCCGUACCCAGCGCCUUCGACAGCGCCCCGCAGCUCCCGGACGCCCCCCGCGCCGCCCAGCGCGACGAAUGGAUGACGCUCCCCCCCACCGCCGACGGCCUCGCCUCGCGCCUCGACCCUUCAAAACCGCGCGCCCGGAAAUUCAACACAGGGAAGAGCGCCGCAUCGGGCCCCGCGGGCAUCAGCAGCGCCUGGACCGAGACGCCCGCCGAGAAGCUCAAGCGGCUGCAGAACGAAGCGCUGGGCAUUGCGCCUGCGGAGCCGGGGAAACCCAGCGGCAGCGGAUCUGCGCGGCGCUCGAAGGAGGACGAGCGCGCGCGCGCCAUGCGCGACAGGAUCGAUGCGACGAGGGGGAAGAGUCUGGUCGAGCAGCAUCAGGGCGCGGGCAAGGUCGCCGAAGACGAUCCGAGCAAGCGAGUAUUUGAUUAUGAGAAGGAUAUGGCGGUGCAGGCGGACGUGAGUCGCAAGCAGAAGAAGGAUAUUAUGGGGCAGAGUAAGGGGUUUGGGGACCGGUUUGCGGGGGGGCGGUUUCUGUAG
This is a messenger RNA of Boeremia exigua, 923 nucleotides long. RefSeq lists its product as uncharacterized. Bases 15 to 923 code for a protein of 302 amino acids. NCBI's taxonomy places the organism in Eukaryota, Fungi, Ascomycota, Dothideomycetes, Pleosporales, Didymellaceae. The record is from RefSeq and is a predicted model, not a curated record. The transcript has a single exon.